CAGCGCAAAGCCUCCCGUCGCGGGUUUUUCCUCGAGGGGGUGUGGGCUUGCCCUCCCCCGGUUGACGACGGCCCGCGACGUCUGCCGGGACCUGUUCCCCGACUGGAGCGAGCAGCGCGCCGCGGCGUUCUCCGACAGGAAGGAGGCGAUGUUCCGCGAGCGCGCGGCUGGCGAGCUGGCGCCGACGCCUGGCCUAGACGGCCUGCUGGCGUGGUGCGACGCGCGGGGCCUGAGGACGGCGGCCGUGACGAACGCCCCACGGCUGAACGCCGAGUUCAUCCUCCGCUGCAUCAACCGCAGCACGUGGUUCGAGCACCUGAUCAUCGGGGACGAGUGCGCGCGGGGCAAGCCCGAGCCGGACCCGUACCUGGAGGCGAUGUCGCGGGCUGGGCUGUCGCCUGCCGAGUGCGUCGCGUUCGAGGACUCCCCCUCCGGCGCCCGCGCGGCCGUGGCCGCGGGGGUCUACACCGUCGGCAUCCUGAGCGGCCAGCGGGCCGAGCGGCUGCGGGAGGCGGGCUGCGGCAUGCUGGUCGAGUCCUUCGACGACGAGCGCCUCUGGCGCGCGCUGCGGGCGGCGGUCGAAGGCUGAGCCGCAGAGCGCCGGGCCGCCAGGGCUUCUGGGCGCCCUCGGGUUCUCUUGCCCUCCCUGGAAGAAGAAUAUCCCAC
Molecule: messenger RNA, 666 nt
Organism: Prorocentrum cordatum
Lineage: Eukaryota; Dinophyceae; Prorocentrales; Prorocentraceae
Source: the annotation of a GenBank genome assembly